Cynara cardunculus var. scolymus (artichoke) is the source of this 2389-nucleotide messenger RNA. RefSeq lists its product as uncharacterized. The coding region runs from base 63 to 2192 and encodes 709 amino acids. NCBI's taxonomy places the organism in Eukaryota, Viridiplantae, Streptophyta, Magnoliopsida, Asterales, Asteraceae. The transcript is spliced from 2 exons. The record is from RefSeq and is a predicted model, not a curated record.
UUCUCGCUACAGAGAUUUUGCGACAUUGAUUCGCAGCAGGAUCAUCGAAGAUUGAAACCCUAAUGAUGGAAUCGUCUUCUGAUCGUCAUGAGGGUGGUGUUGUGGGCUUCGGUUUAGUUGGUGAUGCUAGGGUUUCUGGGGAUGGAAAGGGGGUUGCCGUGAAGUCUGAUGAGGGAAUUUCGAGUGUUCUUGAGGAUGGGGGAAUUGAUGUGCGCUUGAAUGAUGAAGUUUCAGGAUCAGUGAGUAAUGUCGAUGAUGAAAAGAUUGGGGAAAAUUUAGUGGAAUUGGGAUUAGAUAGACCUGUAUCUAAAGUAGAUGAGUUCCAUGCAAUAGAUCUUGUUGUUGAUUUAAAUCGUAGUUCUAGAAAAGGAUUUGAUCAUAAUUGGACCAAAAUGAAUGCUGGUUUGGGUGCCAAUGAGAAACAGGCUAAUGAUGUUGAAUUAACUGAAAAGGAAGGUGAAUAUGGGGUGUUGGAUUUAGUUUGGGGGAAGGUGAAGAGCCAUCCUUGGUGGCCUGGUCAGAUUCUUGAUCCAUCGGCUUCAACGGAUGAGGCAAGGAAAUAUUUCAAGAAAGAUGGUUUUCUCAUAGCGUAUUUUGGGGACAAGACGUUUGCUUGGAAUGAAUCAUUCCAUAUUAAGCCCUUCCGUAUAAGUUUCUAUAAAAUGGUGAUUCAAAGCAAUGCUGAAGCUUUCUGCCGUGCUGUGGAUCAGGCUUUGCAUGAGGCUGGUAGACGUGUGGAGUUGGGGCUGUUGUGUUUGUGUGUUUCUGAAGAAGUUUACAGUAAAGUUAAGUCACAGAUUGUUGUUAAUGCUGGGAUUAGGAAAGAAUCCAGUAGAAUAGAUGGUGGGGAUAGAUUUUCGACUGUGGCUUCUUUCAAACCUGCCAAUGCCAUUCAGAAUGUUCUAGAUUUAGCUAUGAAUCCAUUUGGAAUGAGUAAAUUGGAGGUUUCAACCGUGAAAGCUCAGUUAUCGGCAUUUAACCGUUGGAAAGGCUACCAUCAGCUUCAUCCAAACCAACUUUUAGACGGUUUGGAUGGUGAGUUUGAUGACUAUAAUUCUGGGAUUGAUUCAACGAGGGAAGAAAAGGUGGUUUCAACUGUGGCGUCUUUCAAACCUGCCAACGUCAUUCAGAAUGUUCUAGAUUUGGCUAAGAAUCCAUUUGGAACGACUAGAUUGGAGGUUUCAACCACAAAAGCUCAGUUAUCGGCGUUUAACAGUUGGAAAGGUUACCAUCAGCUUCAUCCAAACGAAGUUUUAGAUGGUUUGGAUAGUGAGUUUGAUGACGAUAAUCCUGGGAUUGGUUCAAUGAGGGAAGGAAAGGUGGUUGACGUUGAAAUACCAACUGGGAGAGUAACUAAAAAAAGAAAGUUGAAUGGUCGUGGCAGUGUUCUACGAAAGAGCAAACCCGUGUUUGAUGGUGGUUUGCACCCAAGCAAGAAAGUGAGAUGCAUGUCAGAUUUGAUGUCAAAUGGGAACCCUAUUGUGUCCGAUGGGAAGUCUAAAACUGGAAAGGCUGGCAGAAAAUGGAAAGGUAUUACAUCUAAAGGCACUAGUGAGGGGAUUCAAAUCCAAACUGCAGAUGAAUUUCUUUCACAGAUCUGUCUCGCUGCCAGAAACCCAAUGGAAGGACAGCAUAACCUCAUGUUGUUGGCCAGAUUUUCAUCUGAUUUUAGGAAUUAUCGCCUGGAAAUGAACCCCCUACUGGGAGAAGACAAGAAUGAUGUGGACCAAAUUGUGGAAAUUGUACAGCAAUCUGAAGCUACCGAGGUGGCUGGAUUUACAGGCGUUAAAGACUCUUACUGGACAGACAGGAUCAUUGAAGUCAUUCCUGAUGAGCAAGUCUCUUCUGACUCUAAGUCUUUGAUAGUUGAUUCUAGACCAAACCCCAACCAGGAGAGCUCUGCAACUGCGUUAAUCCUCAAGUUUUCAAGUUUGGAUUCUGUUCCAUCGGUACGGAAUCUGAAUCAGAUAUUUGGCCGCUAUGGACCUCUAAGAGAACUGGAGACAAAAUUGAUUAAGACGAAGAACUGUGUGAAAGUGGUGUUUGAGAGGCGGGGUGAUGCAGAAACCGCAUUCAGCAGUUCUGGGAAGUUCAGCAUCUUUGGGCCGGCUCUCCUCAGUUACUGCCUUGACUACUCACCAAAACUCCGGAGAACACCUACAGCUGGCAGACAGGCAAACAAAAGGGCGUGAAAUCAACAAAAAACGAUGCGGUUGGAAAAUUAGACGAGCCCAAUAUAGGUACUGAAGUAAGAUCAGCUUUAUUGGUAAUCAUAUAUAUGACUUUUAACUUUGAGCAGGCUUAUGUUUUUUUAUGCCAAUUUUGCUUGGCUUAUAGAGUUUGUUUGGCACUGCUUGGUUUUUGACCUUUUCGGUUUGCAAAAAUAAAC